Messenger RNA from Amborella trichopoda, 1345 nucleotides. NCBI's taxonomy places the organism in Eukaryota, Viridiplantae, Streptophyta, Magnoliopsida, Amborellales, Amborellaceae. The record is from RefSeq and is a predicted model, not a curated record.
GUUGCAACAAAGUACAUACAACGAUCCAUCUCCACCAUCCAUCUGAAACACAUGGGAAAGUGCACAACCGCACAUCAUUUCUUGCUCCAACUCCAAAACAAUAGUACAGGGUGUCUCUCUCUCUAUUGAUAGUCUCUCUCUCUGCAUUGGCACUCUCUCUCUACAUCGCAUCGUCAUUUUGCUUUCGGCAAGCUUGUUUCUUAAUUUGACGGGAUCUCCAUUAAGUGUACAUUUUGUUUUCAAUUUGAAGUAUGGAUGCUAAAGCAAGAAAUGCAGUGCUUCGUGCAAAAUUAAAAGAAGCUGCACAAAAACGAGAAAAGCCUCUUGACGACCCACUUGUGAGGUAUAAUGAUUUGGACCAACCUGUUUGUAAAAUUUGUAAUGUUGCUGUGAAGUCGGAGUCCCUAUGGCUUGCGCACAAAACUUCUCGUAAACAUCUCGAGGUCAUUGCCAAACUCAAAGCUAAUGCUGCUGAGAUUUCUCGUGUUAGUAGUGCCAAAUUGAACGUGAACAAUGAUGUCGGAAUGGACACUUCCAAAUCCAAUUUAGUUGCAAAUUUGCAGCCAAUAUCUCAAUCAUCAUCCUCUCUUCCUGCUGAUUUUUUUGAUAAGCAGGACACUGAAAGGCAAAAAAGUGAUGUAGCAGCUGAAAGUGUUAAACAGGACUCCGGAAUUGCUAGAAAAACUGCUAAACUCGAAGAUGUUGGUUCUUUACCAGUGGCACCUCUGAAGAACGAAAAUAUUCCUGUUUCUAGUCAUUUGUCAGGGCAGACCAAUUCUUAUGACAUGGCAAAAGAGGGGUUCCAUUUUCAUACAACAGAAAACAUAGAAGAGAGAGUACGUGUGCCAUCCAGUGAGCUCGCUACUGCAAGAAAUCUUGAUAAAAUGGAAACCAAGCAAGUAAAGGGAGCUCUCCCCGAAGGCUUCUUUGAUAACAAGGAUGCAGAUCUACGAGCACGAGGCAUUGAACCUGUUAAGCUUGAUAUCAAGGAUGAGUUAGCAGUGUUCCAAAAGGCCAUCCAAAGUGACUUGCAGGAAGUGGAUGACCGCCUGGAGGAAGAGGAGUUUGAUGCUGCUGAACAGAGAGAGGAAAUGGAGUCUCUAGAACAAAAGGUCCUUAAUGAACGUGUGGAGAUGCUGAAGAAGAAGCAGCUUGAAUUAAAGGCUGCAAAAUUUGCAAAUUCACGAAAGCGCCCUGCUUACAUGGGUGCAGAGACUAGCGAAGAAUCCUCAAGUGACGAUGAUGAAAACGAAGAAAACUUCGCCGUGGAUUGGAGAGCCAAGCAUCUAUAAGAAUAUGUUAUCUGAUUAUGACCAGUGGUUCCACUCUUAUAAAAGAUCUUUGG